Molecule: messenger RNA, 1729 nt
Organism: Numida meleagris (helmeted guineafowl)
Lineage: Eukaryota; Metazoa; Chordata; Aves; Galliformes; Numididae
Product: rho-related GTP-binding protein RhoF-like
Exons: 6
Coding region: 973-1587 (204 amino acids)
Biological process (GO): small GTPase-mediated signal transduction; cell migration
Molecular function (GO): GTP binding; GTPase activity
Source: RefSeq, a predicted model, not a curated record
AGCAGGGCACACACCGCGGCUGACAGGUGCUGGGGGCGGUGGCAGCGGUACCAGAGCGGGCACAGGAUGGACAUGCACCUCUCGACGCUGAUGGCCGCCAGCAGGCAACAGCCCGGGGCCGGUCCUGGCAGGGCUCUUUCCUCUUGAUGAGGAGAUUUUGGGUCUCCGGGUCCCCAGAAGUCUCCCUUUGGAUGACAGCUGCUCUCCGGGUGCUGCUGCAGGACCAAGUCAGGUGGCAAGGAGUGUUGGGCAACCCAGCGACAGCGGCUGCGGCACCAAGCCUCUGCCCUUGUCGAAUUUCUGUCGGUCUUGACAGAAAGGAAAUGUUUUGGCCAAGAGAAUACCCCUGAGGACAAAUACUGCAGCCGCUUCAUCUUGCUGUGAAAGAAUCUCAGUGCUUUUAGGAUUCAACCUGAUAUCUCAUUAAAGUGGCAAUUACCACCUUCCUAAUUGUGUUAUUGCGCUGCCGUCUCCUCUCCUAUUCUUCCCCAAUGUUGGCAUCCUUCUGAGAUUGUUCAUUACUGCCUGCAUUUGCCUUCAGCCUGCGGGCACGGCAUGACCACUGUGGCUCAUCCACGUUGUCACACAGCAACGGGGAAAUUUGUUUUGGGGCCAGACGAGGGACAUGGGGACGUCACGGGAAGCAUCUCCCUCCCCAGAGGGUGCCCAGGCGUCGUGCACUUGCUGGCCCUGGACCCUGCAGCAGUAGGACAGAGCCAUGGGUGGCACUGGAGGGCACUGGGGCAGGCCCUGAGAAGGGACACGGCUCCCCAGUGCAUCACCUGCUGUGAAACACGGGUGGCACUGGCGGGGCCGUGAGUCACUCCCUCCCUCCGCCCUGGACUUUGCCUCUUGUGGAUGCUCGGGGCAAUAAAACUGGGAGCAGGGAGGGAGUGAGAAAGGGGUGGGGGCCGGGUGCAGCAUUUGAGGUGGCCCCGGUGCCUGUCCCCAUUUCCGGGCCCACAGUGUCCCAUGCAGCAGGUGCCUGGGAGUCAGAGCUCGGCCCCGGGGCCCUCCGAGCCCACGGUCGCUGAGAUCAAAGCCGUCGUGGUCGGGGAUGGGGGCUGCGGGAAGACAUCUCUGCUGAUGGUCUUCGCCAGAGGGGACUUCCCCAAGGUCUACGUCCCCACAGUGUUUGAGAAGUACACGGCCUCCUUCCGGAUCAGCGGCAAGCCCGCCAAGAUCCACCUCUGGGACACAGCAGGGCAGGAAGACUACGACAGGCUGCGCCCGCUGUCCUACUCAGACACCAACGUUGUCCUCAUAUGCUUCGAUGUCACCAGCCGCAGCAGCUAUGACAACAUCCUAACGAAGUGGUACCCGGAGGUCAACCACUUCUGCAAGGGCGUCCCGGUGCUGCUGGUGGGCUGCAAGACCGACCUGCGGCAGGGCCACCACGACCCCGUCACCUUCCAGGAGGGGGAGGCCAUGGCCCGGCAGGUGCAGGCCACAGCCUACUUGGAGUGCUCGGCACUGCAUCGGGACAACGUCAGGGAUGUCUUCAUUGAGGCCUGCACCGUCGCGCUCCGCGGCGCCCGUAGGCCCCGCCGCAAGAAGUGGCCCCGGAACGGCUGCGUGCUCUGCUGAGACCCAGCACCAUGGGGCUGCCACUGGGGCAGCCCCGGUACCCAGGCCACUGGCACCCUCCCGGGGGCUGGGAACUGACUUGGGGAGCCCCUGAGCCCUGCUGGACAGGAGCAGACGCGUCCCCAUGCAGCACUGGCGUGGU